Rhizophagus irregularis DAOM 181602=DAOM 197198 is the source of this 1875-nucleotide messenger RNA. RefSeq lists its product as uncharacterized. Gene Ontology annotation, molecular function: ATP binding; protein kinase activity; protein binding. Gene Ontology annotation, biological process: protein phosphorylation; cell surface receptor signaling pathway. Lineage: Eukaryota; Fungi; Glomeromycota; Glomeromycetes; Glomerales; Glomeraceae. Gene Ontology annotation, cellular component: cytoplasm. The record is from RefSeq and is a predicted model, not a curated record.
UUUAAUACUUGUUCUAAUGAUUUAAAUUUAACAAUUUAUAUCGCUACACAAAAUCAUUUGAAUAAUGACCUGAAAAUUUUACAUAAUGAUAUGAUUGAAAUGUAUAAGUUUUUACAAAUGAUUGAAUGUGGUAUCACGGAUACAGCUAAUAAUAAUGAAAUUACCAUGAACAAGUUAGAAAUUCAAAACAAUGAAAUAAAAUUUAUAGCUGAAAAUAUUGUGGUAGGAAACGAACGACUCAUAGAAAUGAAUGAAGAACUCGAUGGAUACAAAAAGGUAUAUAAAACGAUCAAUUACUUACUAAAUAUGCGAAUAAAUGAACAAGAUUCAAUUAGAGCCAAAGAUAUUAAAGCUUCAGAACUACAAGAUCCACCAAAAUAUGUACCACUACGACUGGGUAGCAGAGUAAAAAUUCAAAAAAAAGUUUUUAAUGCAAUAGAAGUUGCUUGCAAACCCAUUCCUAAAUACAUUUUUCCAAUGGCCCAGAAGUACCUUGCUACCUUGGAAAAAUUGGGUGCUUGCCCAUAUAUUAUUAAGUUUCAUGGACUAUCGGUAAUAGCUACAGUAAAAGUAAUAGUUAUUGAAUGGGCGGAAUAUGGAACUUUAAGGGAUGUUUAUCAAAAUUAUAAGAUUAAUUGGGGAGCGAAGAUUUCUAUUGCAAGAGAUAUUUGUUGUGGCUUGGCUUUUUUGCAAUCAGUGAAUAUUUUGCAUCAUGAUAUUCGAUGUGAAAACGUAUUAAUUAAUGAGAAAAUACAACCUAAACUUUGCAAUUUCUCAUUUCCUAGUGAAUAUUAUGAAAAAAAGAUAUUAUACAGUAGGCAUAAUAUAACAAAUUGGGCAGCACCCGAACUAUUUAAUUUUUUUUUAACAGACCAGAAUAAAAAGUUUAGAAAAUCGGGGGUCCCUAAAUACACUAUUAAAUGCGAAAUUUUUAGUUUUGGAAUGCUUUUAUGGGAACUUGCUUUUCAAGAAAUACCAUAUAAAAAUAUGAGUAUAAUUGAUAUAGAAAAACUUGUUUCGAAAGGUUAUAGAGAAGCAUUGAAUUUGGGAUUAAAUUCUUAUUUAAUUAAAGAGUAUUGUGAAAUUAUUAAACUUUCUUGGCAACAAGAUCCAUCAUUACGUCCAGGAAUCCAAUCUCUUUUUAAUAAGUUGCAGGGGUUAUAUGAGAAAAAUAUAUUAAAAUACAAAGGUACUACUGUAGAUGUACCAUUAUUCCCAGUUAAGGUCGGUCUUGAAGCUCAUAAAGAUGGCAAUUAUAAGAAAGCUUGGGAUAUUUUUGAAACAAAUGCAGAUGUUGGUGAUAUGUUAGCAAAAUAUUGGAAAGGUUAUUAUUAUUUAGUAGGAAUAUAUAUUAAUAAGAACAAAUCAAAGGCAAUGAAAUUAUUUAAAAAAGCAGCAGAUGCUGGUAAUGCUGAUGCUCAAUUACGAUAUGCUUUUUGUUUAAUUAAUAAGGAAAAUAAAAACAUCAAUGCUAUUGAGUUUAUGAAAUAUUUACAAUUAGCAGCUGAUAAUAAUAAUGCUGCAGCUCUUUAUAAUGUUGGUGAUAUAUAUUUCUCUGGUAAAUUGGGCAUCAAAAGGGAUAAGGAAAAAGGAAUUUAUUAUUUAAGACAAGCUGCUUUACGUAAGCAUGCUAGGGCAAAAGAAACACUAGAUAAAAAUAACAUUAGUAUUGAAUACUAAUACAUCAUAUUGACGAUCAGAUUGGUCAAAAAUAUCAGAGAUUCGGAGUUUCCAACAAGCGAACCCGAAAAUUACCUUUUUCAAUUUUAGUAUAACAAAAAUGAGUUUUUAGAAAAAUUAUUAUUUUGCCUUUAGUGCAAGAAAAUUUUAACUUUAAAUAAAUUUGAUACAAAUAUGUAUUACUCUUUAACUUUA